This is a messenger RNA of Naegleria gruberi, 1200 nucleotides long. RefSeq lists its product as uncharacterized. The record is from RefSeq and is a predicted model, not a curated record. The transcript has 2 exons. NCBI's taxonomy places the organism in Eukaryota, Heterolobosea, Eutetramitea, Acrasida, Naegleriidae. Bases 1 to 1200 code for a protein of 399 amino acids.
AUGACUGAUACAGAGGAUGAGGAAAAUUCGGAAAUUAGUUCAAUUUCGACUGGCCUUAGUGAUUCUCCGAAUGGUGCAAGUCAAUUGGAUUUUAAUACUGAAGACCCUUCUUCACCUCAACCUAUUCAAAAAUUAGUGUACAAUUUGGAUGAUUCAAUUGAUCAGGAAGUGCAAGCAGAUGACGAUUUACAAAUUCUAAUUCCUAGAGCAAAAGUAGUGUUGAAAUAUGCUCUCGACGAUGUCACUAAGGAAAAGAACGAUUUGGAAGAGCAAUUUGUAACACAAGUUGAAGAGUUGGAGAAAUUCCUCACUAGAAGUCAAAGACCAUACGUAAAGAAAGGAAGACGGUCUCUCUCUAAACAUCUUUCUGAUGAAGAAUUGUCAAGUGUUAAUAGUACCUUGCGAAAAGAUAUUCCAAGCGCUGAAGACUCACCCAUCGUAAAGCUUUCUCAAUCCCUACUGAAUAGUACUCCAAAGAAAUUCCCCGUGUUGAAUAUGACAUCUAGUGAAAAGGAUAGUGUAAUUUAUUCUCUUCGAGAGAAAAUAGAAGAAAUCAAAUAUAGGUAUGAAAAUGAAAGAGCAACAGAGAGCUUAAGAGAAUCUCUCACAUCAGAAAUUAGUUCCUUACUUCAAAAAUUGACCAUUGAAAGUGAUGGAUCCCAAACUGAAAGGACAAGAAAUUUAACUAGCUCUUUAAAGUCUUUUCUCGAUUCUUCUUCUCUAAGCAUAACCCCGAAAGAAUCAAGGAUUGUUAAGGAAAUGAGGAUUAAACAAGAAAUUCAAAAGGGAAUAAUUGAACAAUUAAAGGUAGAAAAUGAAAAACUAAAGGAAAAACUGGAAUCUGAAAGAAAGAGUAGGAAAAUUGUUUCAAAAGAACUGACCCAAUCAGAGAAUUAUAUUUUAAGGUUGGAGGAGCAAAUGCAGAAAAGGGACAUGCAAAAUAAUGACAAACUCUCAAUAUUAACAGGAGCAUACGAUGAUUUGGUUUCAGAAAAUUCAGAACUCAUUCAACAAGUUAAAUUCAUGAGAGAACAACUUUUAGACAGCCAGAGUAAUACCAACUUGUCAGUACUAGCAGGAAGGAGUAAUAAGAACAAACUUACCAGCAGUAAUAUACUCAGCAUGAUUUCUGACACACAGAGUGUUUCCUCUUUGAGUACAUCCCGAAAUGAUGAACCAGUCCAAGACAUUAAAUAUUAA